Molecule: messenger RNA, 1412 nt
Organism: Octopus bimaculoides (California two-spot octopus)
Lineage: Eukaryota; Metazoa; Mollusca; Cephalopoda; Octopoda; Octopodidae
Product: cilia- and flagella-associated protein 52
Molecular function (GO): protein binding
Source: RefSeq, a predicted model, not a curated record
CUUUGCAACAGAUAGAAAAUGAUGAUUCCUUACUUUACUGUGGUACAACAACUGGAGACAUCCUUUGUGUAAUAAUGAAGACUGCCAUCCUUGUGUCUAUUGGGCCACCAAAGAAGAUAUUUUCAAUGGGUGUUAAAAGCCUGUGUCAUAUAACAACUGGUGGACAACUGCAGUACUUGGUUGGAGCAGGUGAUGGUACAUUGUCUAUUGUUAAAGACAGACACAGUAAAUUCCAGCAAACUAAAAACUGUGUAAAACUUAAUGGCUCUAUCACAUCAAUUUCUUUGCGAGGUCCAGGACAUCAGUUUUUUGUUGGAACGUCUUGUUCUAACAUUUACAGGUUUAAUUUUGCUGAAUUUUCUUGCAUUUUACUCAAUACUGGACAUUCUUCCUCAAUUAAUGAUAUUAUAUUUCCACAUGAGACAGCAGAUCUUUUUUUAACUUGUGGAAAAGAAGAAAUCCGAGUCUGGCAUGCUUCUUCAGAGAAAGAAAUGUUACGGAUCACAGUUUCCAAUAUGACAUGUAAUGCACUGGAUAUUUCACGUGAUGGUUCUAUCAUAAUUAGUGCCUGGAAUGAUGGUAGGAUACGUGCACAUUAUCCAGAGACGGGUAAGCUGAUGUACCAAAUUGAGAAUGCUCAUAACCGAGGUGUCACUUCCAUAGCAUUCAGUGCGGAUUCUAAUCGCAUCAUCAGUGGUGGUGGAGAAGGCCAAGUGAGGGUGUGGCGAAUUGAAAUAGGAAAUACAUACACAAAAGACAUCUUUAAAACUUCACUUAUUGAAUCAAUGAAGGAGCAUAAAGGAUGUGUCACCCAAAUAAAACUUUUCCCCAAUGGCAUACAGUGUGUGUCAGUCAGUACUGAUGGUACAUGUAUCAUAUGGAACCUUGAAAAUUACCAGCGUGAUGCAGUCAUUUUUGCCAAUACUCUGUUCCAGUGUGCAUGCAUUUAUCCAGACAAUUGUCAGAUCAUUACCAGUGGAACUGACCGUAAUGUUGCUUACUGGGAGGUAACCGAUGGCACCCAGAUCCGUGAGUUAGAAGCUGCUAAAUCAGGAUCAGUUAAUGCAAUGGAUAUUUCCAAAGAUGGCAAAUAUUUUAUAACUGGUGGAGGUGAUCAUCUUAUUAAGGUGUGGCUGUAUGAAGAAGGUAUUGUUACACAUAUUGGUGUUGGCCAUGGAGGUAGUAUCAAGAGAGUGAAGAUAAGUCCUGAUCAAACAUAUAUGAUAAGUGUUGGAGAAGAAGGUGCAAUUCUUCGCUGGCUUUCCCCUUUCCUUACUGAAUCAUCAAAAAGUACUUAAGAUGAUAUAAAACUAGAUGAAAUAUUAUUGAGAUUGAUACUGCUGUUGUUAAAAAUUAAUCAAUGCAAAGUAUUUGUGCAAGUUGUUAGUUCAAUAAAGAUGUGAACCUUUUCA